Messenger RNA from Quercus robur (English oak), 1635 nucleotides. Its product is annotated as probable vacuolar amino acid transporter YPQ3. The transcript has 12 exons. The record is from RefSeq and is a predicted model, not a curated record. NCBI's taxonomy places the organism in Eukaryota, Viridiplantae, Streptophyta, Magnoliopsida, Fagales, Fagaceae. The coding region runs from base 92 to 1228 and encodes 378 amino acids.
UUCCUAUUUCCUACAUAAAUUUCAAGUUCAAUAUAGCCUCUUUCUUUAGUAAGAAACAACAAAACACAAGAGAGAGAAAGAGAGAGAGAAAAUGCAGCUCUCUUAUUGUGUAAAAGAGCAGAAACCCUGUGUGCGUUGGGUGGAGAAAUAUUUUAAAGACUGCCUUUGCAAUGUAAAAGAUGAUUUUUCCUUCGGUUUUGGCCUUAUUAGUCUAGUGUGUUGGGGUGUGGCAGAAAUCCCUCAAAUCAUCACCAAUUUCCAGACAAAAACUGGCCAUGGAGUUUCUCUUACUUUUCUACUCACUUGGGUUGUUGGUGAUAUUUUCAAUCUGGUGGGUUGUCUGCUAGAACCAGCGACGUUGCCAACACAGUAUUAUACGGCUCUGCUUUACACAAUAAGUACUUUAGUCUUAGUAUUCCAGUGUGUGUACUAUGACUACAUUCCUAGACGGUUGAAGUACCGACAGAUCAAUUCUAAACAUGAGGCUGAAGACAAGAAAAAACCAUUGAGGCCCGAUAAGUCAGAUGAUUCAAGCAUUCCGAUUCCUAGAGCUUCACCAAAAACCACUACUCAAAGAGAGUACUACUAUAUGUCAGCCAGAUCUUUGGCAGGCAGUGGCACUCCACCAUUUCGAACCUAUCUCAGGGCGGCCAAAAGUGGUCCUUCCACAAUGGCGCUUAACAGUGACUCAUCAUCUGAGGAUGAGGCAGCUCCAACUGCAUCUAAGUCAUCUGCUAGCCAACCUAGGCCAAUACCAAGAUCAGUAGGUUAUGGAACAUUUCUAGCUACAUCACUCAACUUGCCCGUAAAGAGUAACGGUUUGAUCCAAGCAUACGUGGGACUCACUGGGAGGAAGCUCUUACAUGAACAAGGGGCAGAGAAUGUUUUAGGGCAAUCGUUGGGAUGGCUAAUGGCUGCUAUUUACAUGGGUGGCCGACUCCCUCAGAUAUGGUUAAAUAUUAAAAGAGGAAAUGUAGAGGGCUUGAAUCCUCUCAUGUUCAUUUUUGCACUAGUUGCCAAUGUUACCUAUGUGGCAAGUAUUCUUGUAAGGACCACUGAAUGGGAUAAAAUCAAAGCUAAUAUGCCUUGGUUGUUGGAUGCUAUAGUCUGCGUGGCGCUUGAUUUAUUUAUCAUUUUGCAGUAUAUUUACUACAGAUACAUUCGGAGACCAAGUAGUACUGGAGAUUAUGGAGACUACAUGGAAGCGAGUAAACCUGUUGUGUCUUAAUUGAGCAUUGUGUUUGAUAUCACAACUUUGGACCAUAAUUUAAUUUUCCUCACUAGUAUUUGAGCUUGUAUUAUUUGUUUUUAGUUAUUGUUUAGUACAGCGAGCCUUACAUAAAUAAAUUAGUGGAAGCACUAAUAUCCUCAAUAUAAUUUGUAAUGUUGACGCUAUAUUGCUCAACAUAUAAGCCCAUAAAUUAGUCUGUUUAAGCCUUUUUUAUAUCGUUGCUGUUGAGUUUCCUGGCCUGUUGGUUCUUCAAUGACUCUGACUCUGACAUGCUACAAACCAUGUUGUUUAUCCAAGGUCCAUUUUAUCUUUGAUGGAAUCCCCUUCUUGAAAUUGAAUGUAUUUGAAAUUGAGUGAUUUGAUUUGUUGGUAAUAUAUGGACUAUAGUGCAAUUAUUGGCUCAA